Molecule: messenger RNA, 868 nt
Organism: Amblyraja radiata (thorny skate)
Lineage: Eukaryota; Metazoa; Chordata; Chondrichthyes; Rajiformes; Rajidae
Product: CD209 antigen-like protein C
Exons: 6
Coding region: 178-819 (213 amino acids)
Source: RefSeq, a predicted model, not a curated record
UCCACACGUGAAGCUGGAGAGGCCGUUUGUAAAAAACAUCUAAAUCAGCAGACCUUAUUUGUCCAUUUAAUCGCGCAAUACUGAAAGUACCGCAUGAGGAAGUGUGCGAAUCCAGCAGCUGCUGCUCUCGCGAAUUGAUACAUUCUUCAAAAAGAAAAGGGUUUUGUAAUUGAGAACAUGGAGUAUAACGACAGGGAGACGGUCAGUGAGUAUAUCGCUGAAGAACCGACUGUGGACACAAAUGAGCAGGAGAAACUGGAGCUGCAUUGGCAUCGAUGUAAGAAUGUCAAACACAAGUUCAGUGAAGUGAAGAUAUCAAAUGCUGACUACCUUAUGGAUGUUUCCAAGAGGAGGAGUUAUGUUACAGCAAACUUUGAGAAGAUACACCACUCAAUCGGCGAAAUCCAGGCUGUGGUUUCACGGCUAAUGGAAGAUCUACCCUUUGGCCAGCCUUUCGACCAAUGGAGACUGUUCAAUCAAACCCUUUACUUCUUCUCCUCCACCGAACAAACAUGGAAUAAAGCUCAGAAUCUCUGUACCGUAAUGAACGCUACUCUUGUGGUCAUUGACAGUGACGGGGAACAGGAGUAUUUUCGACGGUAUAGAAAUUGUGACUAUUGGAUUGGACUCCAUUGUACGACUGAAGGGACGUGGCGUUGGGUGGAUGGCAGUGAUUAUACCGCGAAUGUCAAGUUCUGGGCGAGCGGUCAACACAAUGGUACGGAUGGAGAUUGUGCUGUGGUGUCCGAGGAUGGGUCGUGGCAAUAUCGGCCGUGCAGUUCCGAACAUCUCCCUAGCUGUGAACAACCAGCGUCGUGAAAACGUCCGCUCAGGUUCCAGAUGGGGCGGAGUGGGGGAGUGAAUCAAU